Molecule: messenger RNA, 8113 nt
Organism: Bacillus rossius redtenbacheri
Lineage: Eukaryota; Metazoa; Arthropoda; Insecta; Phasmatodea; Bacillidae
Gene: bdg
Product: sodium-dependent transporter bedraggled
Exons: 18
Coding region: 368-3844 (1158 amino acids)
Biological process (GO): sodium ion transmembrane transport
Cellular component (GO): plasma membrane
Source: RefSeq, a predicted model, not a curated record
CGCUACGGGAGUGUGGAGUGUGGUGUUUCCUUGCGGGAGACAAGUAACCGCAGUCUAAGUAUCCAGUCGCGCCGUGCGGAGGACGCCAGUCGCAGAUCGCUGCUCUCUCGCGCAUAACCAGAACAUGCUCCAGACCCAACGCGUCAGACCUGAGCAUCACCUGUCGAGGAGCGACGUUCAUUCAAUACGGGUUGUGUUGUGGUUCACAGCGGGUGGUUACUAUAGCAACGGCCAACGUGGUGGAGCAUAUCCGGCCUACUAACGUUGUGUAAACGUACACCUGAAAAAUAACGCAGGAGGCCGGGUGGCGGAUGAGGGCGGCUGCCGGCGGCUGGAGGCGGGGCCCGCCCCCGAGCAGCAGGGGCUGAUGGAGCCGCCGCGCAGCUUCCAGCGCGCAGUCUCGCUGGCCGAGCCGCGCAGGAGCCGCUGCUCCUUCACGGCCGGCGCGCAGACCACGCCGUGCGCCUGUGAGGACCCGGAGGACGCGCUCACGGCCGGCUGGCUGUUCGCCGACGACGAGGCCGGCCCCGCGCAGCUGGUCCAUGACGGCGGAGACGAGGAGGUGCGGCGGAGGCUGGCGGAGCUGGCGGGCGCGCUGGCCGGGUCUCUGGCCGCGGAGGACCCGGGCUGCCGCGACAACCCGGGCUUCGACGGCGCCGCGGGGCUGGACAUGACGGACCCGCGCUGCGACCACCUGCCCUGGCGCGCCGAGCCCCACCAGAGCUCUGCGGAGGGCAGGCCGCGCUCGGCGGAGCUGGAGCUGGUGCGGGGGCAGGCGGGCCGCGCCUCGCUGGGGGACCGCCCCUCCUCCGUGCCGGCGCCCCUGGCCCGCGGCGGCCUCAGGAGCAGCCUGGCCGGGGGGGCCGCCCUGCGCCGCCUGGCGCACCGCCUGUCCUGGGCGUCGCGGCGCCGCUCCUCCGGCUCCAGUUGGACGGCGGAGGACGAGGAGGUGGACUGGAGCUGGGUGCAGGACGAGCUGCAGCUCAUACACGCCGACCCCGGUGACCCCGGUGACCCCGGUGAGCAGGAGGAGCCCCUCCCCGCGCCGCCGCCGCCGCCGCCGCCGCCCCCGGCCGAGAUGCAGCCGGCGCCGCAGCCCGAGGUCGCACAACCGCCGCCCCCGCAGGAGGCGGCGACGACCGCCGCCGAGUCGUGGGUGCGCGCGUCCAUGCGGCGCGUGCGUCGCUUCGCGCUGGGCGACCCGCCGGCGGCGGCGCGGGUGCGCUCCGCCCCCCCGGGCGCGCUGCCCCCGCUGCCGCCCCUCGGGCCGCCCGCGCCGCAGCCGUCCCCGGCCCGCCGCCAGCCCGCGCCGCCCCCGGCCGAGGCCUUCCCGCGCCGCUUCAGCGCCCAGGCCGAGCGCCGCCACGUGACGCUGGCCCCCGACCCGCCCACCAGCGCCGCCUCCAGCGCCGCCUCCAGCGAGUCCAGCGGCGACGAGACGCACAGCCCCGCCCACUCGGUGCGCUCGGCCAGGUCAUGCGGCCGCGAUCCUGACAUGUCCGGCGAGAGCCGCAGCCCCCUGGGGGACUGGCCCCACAACCUGAGCUCCAUGCUGGCCAGUCUGGGCUGCACCCUGGGACUCUGCAACAUCUGUCGCUUCUCCGUGCUCAGCAUCCACUACGGAGCAAACUUCAUCCUUCAGUUCCUGUUCAUGACGCUGAUAUUUGGUAUACCGCUCUACUGUUUCCAAGCAUCUCUGGGCCAGUAUCUGGCAGCUGGGGUCAUGGACAUGUGGAGGAUAUCACCUGUGUUCCAGGGCAUUGGUAUAGCACUGCUCAUAUCUCAGUUCCUAAUAGGAAUAUACAGCAUUGUGGGAGUUUCCUGGAUGUUCAUCUACUUCAGGGACUCGUUCAUCACCAAACUGGACCGGUAUCGCUGGGCGGAGCCAUAUGAUCUCUACAGGGAAGACAACAGGCCUCUGAACGGGACGUACAAGCUGGAAGAGACGGUGCCGGACUACCUGAACGGCGUCGUACUGCAGAGACACAGUCUCACGACUCCGGAGUCGACGUUCGGCCACCUCAAGUUCCAAGUCACCUUCAACCUAGCAGUCGUGUGGAUGAUUGUGUUUGUGUGUCUCAGUAAAGGACUGAAAUCUUACGGGAAAGUGGUGUAUGUUUUUUCACUGUUGCCAAUAUUUGGCAUGUUAAUACUCUGCACAAAAAUACUUGGACUAACUCCUGUCAGUCCUUUGCAUCAAAUUUUUCCGGAGACGGAAUGGUCAGAAUUCUUUCUCAACACAAAGAGCUGGGUGGCGGCGACGACGGAGGCCUUCCUGACCUGGGGGCUGCUGGGGGCGUCACUGAUGCAGAUAUCGUCCCACAACCGGAACAAGCACCUGCUGAACCGCGACACGAGCCUCGUGGUGGUUCUGACCCUGACCGUGCUCUUGCUGUCUGCCUUCCUGGCCAACACCUGCGUGCAGCUGCUCAAGGCCGGCGGCUACGUCUACACGCCCAGCUCCUUCGAGCUGAUGGCGAGCUACGGGUUCCUGCGGCCGGCGCACAGUGCCGUGCCCACUCACUACUCGUCCACGCCGGUGCGCUUCAUGCAGCAGAGCCAGCUGGUGGUGGGCACGAGGAUCGUGCAGCCCGCCUCCGACACGGCCCAGCAGAGCGGCUACCAGGUGCUGCGCCUGGCCACGGAGCUGGUGCCGGCCGCCCUCGCGCUGCUCGGCACGGACCAGGUCUCCCCCUUCUGGGCCGUGCUCUUCUACUUCACCCUCAUCCUGUUCGGCAUCGCCCAGCAGCUGUGCAUCUGGCACUGCGUCAUCACCGGGAUCACCGCCAUCAACGUGGAGACCCUGAAGGCCUGGGACACCACCAUCACCUUCUUCAGCUGCGCCUGCGGCUUCGUGCUGGGCCUGCCCAUGACCACCGAGCUGGGCAUCUUCGUGGUGUACUUCCUGGACCUGUGCGUGGGCAGCGCCUGGUGGGUGAUGGUGCUGUACCUGCUGCAACUGGCGGCCGUGCUGGUGGUGAGGGGCCGGCCCUACAGCGGGGACGUGCUCGUCACGGCGCUGCUGCCCGGGGUCACCAGCUGCCUGGCCGUGUGGGCCUCGCCCAUGCUCGUCUUCAACUGGAACGUGCUGCAGCCCAUCGCCCUCAUGGUGCUGUGCAUCACGGUGUUCAAGAACGGCCAGUUAGGGGCCCUGUACGUGUGGAGGGACGCGGGCCAUGACUACUGGCCCCCGUGGGCGCGUGAGGCCGGCAGCUUCAUCCAGCUGCUGCCGUUGCUCGCCAUGCCGCUGGUGGGAGUCGUCCAGGGCUUCCGCUACCUGUCGGACGGCCCGCCGGACAUAUUCGACCGGAUCGCGUUGCUGUGCCGGCCCUCGCCUUCGAGCGCCGCCACCCAGGAGGAGAUCCAGAUCAGUGCGGCUGCUGCCCCCGUGACCUCCGCCCCCUCCGCCGGCCACGCGGUGACCUCCGUGGAGAGCACUGUUCCCGACGACCCCCCGCCCAAGUACACGCCUCCGCCGUCCUACAGCACCGCCACUGGGGCCAGGAUCGCGAAGAUGCUGAGGCAGAGCAUCAGGCGCAGCAUGCGCCGGCUGGCCACGGCUCUCGGGGAGCACAGCGAGUCGCUGCGGCCCGCGCCGGCCGUCUCCCCGCCGGACUACGCUGCCGUGCUGGUCGAGAUCAACCAGGCGCUGCAGGACCGAGACGCGGCGAGGAGCGCCGAUGGAGGGGGGGUAGGGGGAGCGGGCCGGGCGGACGAGCGCAUGUCGACCAUGUGCGCGGCCGAUGUCGCCCACGUCCUCCGCAGCAGCAUGAGGCGGCCGCCCCAGGGCUCGCCCCGUCCCCCCCGGGAGGACGCCAAGGUCGCAUCCACCUCCGAGAUGUGAGCGGCCGGCGAACCUCGGCAGGUUCUCUGAGAACGCAAAUCCCUGAUCUCAAUCUUAUGCAGCAAGGGUGAUGUUGCCCCUCAGAGUUGACGAGAAGGAAAAAAAAAAGCCCGAAACAAGUGCUGUAACUUUUUUAUAUGUAUUUGCCUCGCUGCAACAUUUAAAUCACCUGAUUAUGUAAACUUCCCAGGCAUUCGCCCGUCGUUAACAAAAAUUAAUUGUAACGCAUACUUUUCACCCUCUUAUUGUGGCUGUAUGUUCGGAAAUUAUAUUUCAUUUUAUGCCACAGUUGUUUAAUAAAAAUGUCUUUAAUAUUUUUUUAUAAUUUUGUUAGUAUGAAUUGAAAAUCAUUCAAAAUAUAACUGUACUUAUUCGUAAGAACAGGAUUGUUGGGUUCUGUAAAAUUUUGAAUGCCAUAUUAUCUUCCAGGUAAAUUUGUAUGGGCUUUGACUAACAAAUUAUUUGUGGGCAUAAAAAAAAUUAAUGCUAGAAUAAGCAAUUUAAAAUUAUUCUAUACAAUAACUCCAAAGUUAGUCCAUUUUUCUUAAAACUAUUAAUAUGCACUAUGCGGUGUAAAAUUUUCAUGGCAUUUUAUAAACAAGCACUGCAUAAAUAUUAUUACUCUCCAUUGGACAUUACUAAUUUAUCAGGCCAAGUUUGUUUCCUGUAAGAUAUGUACAUAUUUUAAAUAUUUUUUUUAUUAACAGUUUAGUGAAUAUGCAUAUAGUUACAAUCAAAAAAGCUAGGCGGUGUGUCUGGUUUGUUAGCAUCUCAGGGAUCUUGAAAAUUUGAGGUUUUUUUUUACUAUAUUGUUUGGUCAUCCUAACGUGCAAUAUGAAUACAUGUUCUGAUAUUCAAGAAUUGUUAAACAAGAUGAUUGUGUGAUUGUUCUGUGUAUUUUGGUCCAAUUUGGCCAAGUUCUAUUGGCCAGUUUUAAGAGAGAAUUUGUAUGUUUUAAUUAGCCUAGAGUAGUUUGAUCAAGUUCCAAUACAAAAACUUGCAUGUAGUUACAUUGGCAUUGGAUCUAACUUGCAAUGUUAAUUUCAUUCUUAAUUUAUUUGAAAUUGAGGAGCUUAUGACAUCACUGCAUACAAUAAGUUGGUUUUGUAAUGGUAGUUAUUGAUAUUAUGAUGUUUUCACAAGUGCCGUCCAUUUUAGCGUGGUAGUAUGCAGACUAUGAAAGACAACUGUUGUACAUAUGUACCUCUUUAUGAAGUAUCAUUCUCAAGUGCCCUUGUAAUGUACAGAAUUUUUUACUAUUUACUAUACAUAUUUCAGUAAUAAAUUAUUGUAUACUACAUUGUAUACUACAUAAUUAUAUACAGUAGAUAGUAAGAUAGGUGGCACCAUGACAGAAUUUAUUUAUAUGGCAUUGGCUUUUAUCUGCCCCCACUUUGCAUCAUGAAAAUAAACCUAGUCAUCAAGACAUGAUUGACAGACGGUGUGCCUCUUGUAAAUUAUUGUGUGCUCUAAAGCUAAAGCGUAAAUGUUAUGGGAUUGUUUAGCAAACAUAAAUUAUGCAGACCAUACCUAAGAUGAUAUUUGAAAAACUAGAGCAAUGAAAGCAACUGUAGUGUUUAAAUUUUAUGUACUUUUCAGACUAAAUAUUAAAUAUUAGCUGGAGUGCUUGAUAGGAUGUGUGGAAAGUCUCUUGUGUUACGUUGUUAAGGAAAUAUAAACAAAAAUUCACGGAAAAUCUUUCUCUCUUUGGUAAAUGGUUUAUUUGUGUUAACUUCCAAAGAGAGACAUUGAAUUUGACUGACAGUAAUUAUGGCAAUUUAUUGCCUCAAUAUAUAGUUUCAAAUUAGGAUGAUGACAUUUUGCAUGAGUACGCACUUUAUUUUUAUUCCUGUUGUGAUUAACAUAAUUAGUUUGGAGAAAUGCUUGUAGAUUAUUUUGGUGAUGUACAAUUUAUUUUGUAGUUUUAUACUCGUGAAAUGUAUUGCACUACAAGACAAUUUGCUGCUGGAGUUACCAUCAAACCUGACUGAUUCUGUUUCUCUGUUAUCCGUGGUUAUACAUAACAAGCUACGAUGCAUUUAGAGCUCGUUUCUUUUCACAGAAUAUCUCGACUGUUUUCCUUGUGAACAUAACCAAUAGGAAAUACCUUAUACUAGGCCUGUGCAAAUCUUCGACUACGUGAAUCAACCGAAGCUCUUUUCAAUAUUCUAUUUGACUUUGCCAGGGAAUUUGUUAUUUGUUUGAUUUGAAGUUUCAGUUGUGAUGCAAAACUUUGCAUCUGAUACAUUUGUUGCAAAGCUUUAAAACUUUGGAAGCUUAAAAUGCACCCUUGAAAUUUUGAUUUUUUGUUGUGUUGUAUAAUGAUUUGCUGCAUAAAGUUUUUUUUUAUUUAAAAAAAUAAAAAGUUGUUUCUCCAUUUGCUUUGUUGAAUGCUAAAUAUGAAUAUUAUGCAGAGUUAUUUUAUAAUUUUUAUUGAAUGAUGUUAGAUAUAUGGCCUGAUUGGUUAACAACUUAAAUCAGUUCAAACAUUACAAAAGCGAAACAAUUAUUUUUUUACUUCAAUCUACAUUUUAUAAAGUAAGUGUAAUAUAGCUUCAUGGAGAACAAUGAUUCAGCUUCGUGAUUAUUUUAAACAUUCAAAUUGAUUAUCUCUUCGCAUCAAAAAACUAGUGUCCGCACAGGCCUCCCUAUACAGUCCUUGUUUAGUUUGGCACAUUCGGUAAUCGUGCCCUGACUGAGCCACUCGCACUGAGAUUUUAGGCAUUUGUUUACCUGCUGUACAUGUUUUUAGUUCGCUCAAUGUUUAUUAUGACUCUCAGUUUUCAUUUCAGUAUAUAUUUUUCAACCUGUUAUUACAUUUGCACAAUACUAGUAUGUACAACUGUGUGGAUUCAGUACCUAUUAGAUAAUCACGAAUAAUUUGAUAUUCAAGUCAAAAUUUGAUAAUCAGACAUGACUAUGGUCCCGUACUAGCCAUAUCAAAGGGCUUUUACUCCAUGGACUUUUCUAAAUGUCCAACUGAUUAUUUGAAAUUUUUUGGAUUAAAAAUUUUUUAUGUAAAAAACCUCACUAGAAUGUAAGAAAUGUCCAAGACCAUGUCAAGAUAUGCGAGAGAUGAAAAAAGCUGCUGAAAAUUACUGUGCAUAAUAAACUGUACAUAUAUAUGCACUAGAAUGUAACAAUUGGUUUUAAAUUGCUUCUAAGUAUAUUUAAAAUUUGGUUUCAUUCUUACACUCAGAAAAAAUAUUGUGUGAUAGAAAAAUGAUUUUUUUGGACAUUAUGUUUUUUUGAAUAUGUAUAUUUAGAUUUAAAAAAAAACAUGUAAGUAGCAUUCUUUACACAGGCUGAAUAUUGUUGCUAUGUGGCCACUCAGAAAUUAAAUUUAUAUUAAUUAAUGAAAUACUUAAUUUGGCUAUGAAUACAUGGUCUACUUUUAUUGAAUGCAGUUAUUUUUAUAAAUUUGCAUAAAAAAGUAAAAUCACAGAGCAUGUUUGUGUAAUUGAAGCACUGCGAAUUCAUAAUACUGUUUGAAGAAAAAAAACACUUAGACAUUUAAGUAUUUUGAAUUAUAUCACUACUAAUACCAGACCGAAAGUUUAAAAAAUAGUUUUAGUUUACAUUUUUGCUGCCAACAUCUAGAUGAUUUAAUAUCAAUCGUAGUUCAGGUUAUUAGAGACCCGAAUAUUCCAGAUUCAAAUUAUUUAUGUAAUAUUGUAGAUAUGUUAACAAAUUCAAACAAACGCACAUUUAUAUUGGUACAGUGCUGAUUAUAAUAUGGAGUAUUAGUGAAUUUAAAAAAGAAGAAAAAUUUGUUUGUUCAGUAAUUUGCAGUUCAGAUUAUGUUAAAAUAUUAGUGAUCCUGGAGAUGUACAUUGAUGGAACCACAAAAGUUUGCUUUGUCAGAAGUUCCUGUAUUAUGCUUUGUAAAUGAAACUAAGUUCUGCAUGAAAAAUUUGCCUGUACAAGAAUAUAUUUAGGUAUGUGCCUCAAGUUAGACAUAGUGGCAUACUGUAUUGGAUUACAGAAAAUUUGCAAUUUGUUUAUCAUAGAUAAGCUUGACUGGUUAAGACUGAAAUUUUUUUACAAAGUGACUAAGAGCAGUGUAAAAAUUAAAAAAAAAUGUUUUCAUCAAUUGUCCUGUUUGAACAUGCCAAAGGAUUAUCUGUAUAAAUAUUAUUUUUUUUUUUAGUUUCUUGUUAUUGUAAAUUAAUGUGAUAGUUUUGGUGGAAUGUGUGAAUGGCUAUAGCUGUGUUCAAAUACAGUUUUUGCUGCUUUUUUUAUAAACUCUAAAUAAAUUACAUUUAAUUA